AUGCCCCCUGCCCAAGAGUUCAAGCUCUGGCUUAUGGUCUACUUUGGCGAUCCGGACAAGCACUGGACCCGGCACAUUGCCCUCUUCUUCCAAGCACCGGAGGGGAAGCCACACAUUACCUAUCAUGUCAAAAAGGUUAACCAAGCCUGGAAGCUGGAAAUGCUGGAUGAGUAUGAUGCCAUGAAGAGCAUCAACAUUGUCGGCAAGGUCAGCUUGGGCAACAUCUCCAUCACGCCGAUGCAGUUGAAACAAAUUAUGGAGAGCGUCAAGAUCAUCAACAACGUGGGUGACAACCUGGAAGACGACGAUUCCAGCUGUCAGAACUGGACCGGCAGGGCGUUGCAAGCUCUCGAAGCUGCAGGUUACAUCACUGCAGUGGAGGUGACCAGAGGUAUUGACGGCAUGGUCGACAUUGUUCACGAAGCUGCUGCGUAG
Molecule: messenger RNA, 435 nt
Organism: Cordyceps militaris CM01
Lineage: Eukaryota; Fungi; Ascomycota; Sordariomycetes; Hypocreales; Cordycipitaceae
Exons: 1
Coding region: 1-435 (144 amino acids)
Source: RefSeq, a predicted model, not a curated record